Zea mays is the source of this 1342-nucleotide messenger RNA. RefSeq lists its product as uncharacterized. Gene Ontology annotation, biological process: proteolysis. The record is from RefSeq and is a predicted model, not a curated record. The transcript has 9 exons. The coding region runs from base 13 to 1194 and encodes 393 amino acids. Gene Ontology annotation, molecular function: cysteine-type peptidase activity. Lineage: Eukaryota; Viridiplantae; Streptophyta; Magnoliopsida; Poales; Poaceae.
ACUGUACCCGAUAUGUCUACUCCAGUUUCUCAGCUGGAUACGCAGUUUACAGACACACAGAACAAAACACCUACAACCUCAGUGGGUAAACAUGGUGACGGUGGCAAGAACAUGCCGACCAAUACAAACGUCACUCCUAAAGCAACACCACACAUGGAUCCUGACGCGCCGAUAUUUGAUGCGACUCCGCAAAUCAAGUCUACUGGCGGCGUACAACAAGUGGCAAAAACAGACUUGCCUGACAGUGGUCCAUGCUUUGAUCAGACUCCAUCUGAACAUGUUUAUGUUGAAACCGAUCCAGCUACAAACACUCCACAGGUUGGCCAGGCUUCUCUUGAUUCGGAGAUGCAAACCGUGUUAGCUCUACGCGAAUAUUUGUGUGGUCUGCAAUCUGACACCGGCAGGACCAUAAUAGAUUAUGGUGAAUAUUCAGCGACAUGUUCUGACAUAUAUGAAUCUUUUGCCGAUGGGAAGUGUCUCGACAAUGGAUUCAUGCAGUGUUUCAUCCAAUGUGUUAUUGAUGAUGCAAAAAAUCAGCAGACUUCCAUGAGUUCGAACAGUUUGGUUCUUGAUGUUAAUGUUGGGUCAAUACUCAACUUUGAGGAACAGGAACGACACAGUCGCAACCCUCAACCUUUUGAUGAAUCUGUACUCCACACACUUCUAGACAAUUCAUUGCCUGAGACAGAUGAAUUGGACCAAUGCAAAGCGAUCAUGGUCCCCAUGGUAAGCAGGGGGCAUUGGACAUUGUAUGUUGUCAACAAGGUCAAGAAGUGCAUUCAUAUUUUAGAUUCCAACCCAUAUGGACCAACACUUGGUGGAACUACAUGGAAGGACUAUCAUUUUGCACAUUUGGGCUCAGGUGGCAGAAAGUUACCAUGGGCCAAGGUUAUUAUGAGCAGAUUAAACAAAGCAAUACAACAUGUACGGCCCAGUACAUGCUUUACCAAGUUUGGUAACUUCACAAUUGACUUGUGCCCAAAUUGUCCUAACAUGGCAGCUGGAUCAAAUGACUCUGGGUUUUAUGUCAUGGGUUACAUUCUAUUUUAUCAAUGCGACGAAGGAUCUUUGCGGUCAGACAUAGAAGCAGGCAACACCAGUGAGAUACGGUCUCUUGCGCUGCAUUACAUCACAUUCCACCCGAAGAACAAAGCAUUAUCGCUGCUCCAAGACAUCCAAAGAUUCAAGGUCUAAAGGAUGUAGUUUAGUUUGGUCAUGUAAUAUAUUUUGUAUACAAUGGUUCCCUAAACUUCAGAUCAGUCAUGUGUGUAUAUUAUGGGCAAAGUCCAUAGACGUUUCUUAGUUAUGUCAAUGACAACUUUGGGAUCAGCUUUUUUCUAAA